This is a messenger RNA of Bathycoccus prasinos, 1077 nucleotides long. RefSeq lists its product with no specific name. Bases 1 to 1077 code for a protein of 358 amino acids. NCBI's taxonomy places the organism in Eukaryota, Viridiplantae, Chlorophyta, Mamiellophyceae, Mamiellales, Bathycoccaceae. The record is from RefSeq and is a predicted model, not a curated record. The transcript has a single exon.
AUGAGCAGCAGUUUGAGCAGAAUUGGAGUACUCAAAGCUUUUACGACGACGAGGAGGAGAACAACAACAACAACGUUAGGAUCAGAAGCAAGGAAGAGGUUGAAGAGAAUACGAAGCGAUUAUGUUUUGAGCUCCUCCUCCUCCUCCUCCUAUUUUAAAUUGGAGAAAGAAGAAGGAGGAGGAGAAGAAAACGAAGAAAUUCUGUUAUUAACUCCCGAGGAAGUCAUCGAAAAUCUCCCUUCGAUACUCCUCGAGUCCGAGUUAGAAGGUACUACUGGUGACGAUACUAACAAAGGAGUGGUGGAUUUAGUCGAGUUUUCGACGCUCUGUAAAGAGUACGUGAAGAAUAACGGCGACGUGGACGCGCUCGUCCGGAAAUUCUCGGAAAGCGAGUAUAACUCGUCGCAGUUUUUAGAGGCGGCGUUCGAUACCGUCUACGACGCGAAGAUGGCGAUGAGGAAGAACGAAGUCUCCAUGGAAGUGUUCGGGGCGUUUCAGGAGAUUUGUUUGAUUUGCGCGAAAGCGUUUCGGAAGAGAAAUAUGAAACCGGAGGUUUUUUUAGCGGACGAGUGCGUGAAAGAAAUAUCGCAGAGUCGAUACAAGGCGAAGUUAUUCAAGGACGACGAGGCGAUUGAACGAGCGCGAUGGAAGGUGAGGAGGAUGUUGGUGGAAUCCUUCGUCGACAAAGAGUUGUAUGGGAGUAAAGAAGUUAAAGAAGAAGGAACGACGAAGCAAACGCUUUUAGACUUUGCAAAGUUCGCUCGACAGCUUUCUAUCUGUCGCUCCACCGCGCUCGAGGACAUGGAGAAGAAUAUCUCCUUCGCCACGGAAAGAAUGGGAAUGAGCGAAAUCCUCAUCGAAGGCGCCACCGAGAAAGCUCUGAACAAACCAGAUGACUUAGAAAUCACAAAGAAAGCGAUGGAGAGAGUCGUGAACUCCGUGGACGAAGUGUUGGCGUUGUGUUUAGAGUUGGACUUGGAGAAGAAAAACAACCCGGCGACGACUCGCGUGAUGAAAGCCGAGCAACUGUUAAGAAAAAAUCGUGAGUUUUUGGACGACGGCGACGAAAACGUGUAG